This is a messenger RNA of Melozone crissalis (California towhee), 1173 nucleotides long. Its product is annotated as cilia- and flagella-associated protein 53-like. Bases 1 to 1173 code for a protein of 390 amino acids. NCBI's taxonomy places the organism in Eukaryota, Metazoa, Chordata, Aves, Passeriformes, Passerellidae. The record is from RefSeq and is a predicted model, not a curated record. The transcript has 7 exons.
AUGGCGGCGCGGCCCCCGCCCCGUCCCCAGCCCCCUCACUGCUCUCACACGCAGAGGCGCCGGGAGUUCACCGGCUGCGGGCCGCUGCCGGGCGAAGUGGCGGUGCUAGCCAAGCCCACUAAGAGAGACCUGUUCGAAGAGACGAUUUUGGCCGAGAGGGCGCUGGAGGAGGAGCAGCGUGAGUAUGAACGUGACCUGCGGAUGCUCCGCCACUACCGCAAUGUCUCCGACUGGCACAAGGGCGGCGAGGAGAAAUGGAUGCAGCGCGCUGCCGAGAGGAAGGUCCGGGCCACGCUGCAGCAGUACCUGAAGGAGAUCGAAGUGAGGAGAGAGAGGCUCCGUGACUUUCUGGAGGCAGAGGAGAGCAGGCACCUUGCUGAGGUGAAUGCACUUGAUGAGGAAAAGGCACAGCAGAAAGAAGCAAACUUGAAGGAACAAGCAAAAUUACUGAAGGAGAAGAGGGAGCAAGAAAGACUGCGAGUCGUGGCUGAAAAACGAGAGCAACAGUUCAGAAACCGAUGUCACGAGUAUCGCGAACACUGUAAAAAACUGAGUGAGAAGGAGCUGGUUGACUGCCAGCUGGCCCAGCAGGCUCUGAAGGAGAUGCUGAAAGAGGAAGAGAAGAUGCAGGAGCGGGAGUUGGAAGAGAUUUGUGAGAAGGAACAGCUGGCUAAGGACCAGGAAGCGGAGCUGAAGGCGCAGGAGGCGGCAGCGCGGAUCCGGGAGAUGGUGGAUGUGCUUGAUGCCCAGGUGGCCGUGCAUGCCGCUCGCAGGGAGGAGAAGAAGCAGGAGAUCAGACAGGAGGCUGAAAGGAUGGAAAAAGAGCUGCACCAGUUCAGGAAAGAAAAUGAAGACCUUGAGAGGAAGAAGCUGUAUCAGCAGAAGAAAUGCAGGGAGACGUUGCUCAAAGCAGUGCAGGACAGGCAGAAGCAUCUUGAUGCAGAAAAACAAAUUCAACUUGCUGAAGAGAAGGCGGCCUUGGAAAAUGAUUUGGAGGACACCGACAAGGAAUAUGAGAAGAUAAGAAAUAAAAAACGAACGCUGUUGAAGGAGCAACUUUCUUACCUGGAUCAUCUGGCUGAACAGCUGAGGAAGGAGAAGGAGCAAGAAAGAGAGGAUGAGCAGAUCUUCAAGGAAGAGAGGGAUAAGAUGUGGGCCGAGAGGAUGUCCUGA